Penicillium salamii is the source of this 900-nucleotide messenger RNA. The record is from the annotation of a GenBank genome assembly. Lineage: Eukaryota; Fungi; Ascomycota; Eurotiomycetes; Eurotiales; Aspergillaceae.
AUGAAGGGCUUGAAAGACCUAUGUUGCGCUUCACGUGUCACUUUGCUGAUCUACCACCAGCCAUGGGCUUUGCUGUUAGAGUCCGAAAAGGCCAUUUUGUCCGUAUCGGAGACUUUCGAUGAAUGUCUUGUGAACCCUUCAAGUGAAUGCGCAGCAUCCGAUUUCUCCGAAAGGAUCGCACACCUGGACGCUCACAUAACAAGCAUAAUUAGGCAAUUAGAUCUCUUGAAAAAGCCCAAAUACAAUGGCGGUAUUGAAUCAAGUGCCGCCCAGGGUAUGUGGAGAAUCGCAACGGUGUUAGUCCAUUCAGCUCGAAUUCGACUUCAUCGAGCCCGAGCGUUCAUGGAUAUUCCUCUCUUCCUCAACAAAUAUUGCGACCUUGCCGCAAUUCAAGAAAUGAUGGAAGCGACAUCGGCAUUCGAUUCAAGACGGCCACCGAAUCUCGAUUCUAUUUUCCCGUUCACUGAACAGGACUCAUCCCUUGUCUGUCUCAAAUCUGCCCAACUCAUAUCACGAACUCUUGAGGAUAUUCCGAUUGCCAAUCCCUAUCUACACCCAUUUGUUGUUACGGGUAGAAAGCCAACUGGAGUGACCGGGAAAACACCUUAUAUGUUACCUUUUUUCAUGUGCGCGGCUAUGCAAGGCUCUUACGUCCUCCUUAUGCUUCACUACCGACUGCGUGCUGCAUUAGAGUCAAAGCAUUUGUCAAUGUACUAUUACCUGUUGCACUCCCCUCAAACAGACUCGGAGUCCCAAGAUGCUGAGCGACUGUUGCGAGAGCUUCGUCAAGGGAUGGAGUCGAUUGUUGGGGCUGUUAAAUUGGCUAACAUGUUUGAGGGAGUGGGCAGUAUGAGUCAGGAGAUUUAUAUUGCGUACCAGUCUACUUUGAUCGAAGAUUGA